CCUACGACAUCAUCCAUCACCUCAUCCGACAUAUAAUCAUUUAUCCUCUUAAUUUCAAAGGCUUAGUUAGGGUUCGUCACAUCCAUAGAAGAAAAUAGAAACCACCUACCAUAAAACAAGGCACUGAAAUUGCUUAUCCAACCAAGAAAAUAGUCGUGUGGUGAAAUAAAAAAAUCAUGCAAAACAUGAAAACAUGAAAAACAUACGAGACCAAGUCCACAAUUAUGUUUAGGGAAGGUUACAGCCAAGGAGGAGCGGACAUAUCAAUCUUAGGAGCGGUCACUCACCAGCCAGCACCUUACUACUUAACGCCCACAUUGUUGGAGCCUCCGCCCACAUUGUUGGAGCCUUGGUCCUGCCAACUCUCAACCAAUGAAAUGUAGAUAUCCAGAGCCUUAUUUUUAGUAUGAACCAAUGGUCGAGCUGUGGUAGCUGAAGAACAAGACUCAUCCUCUAGCUUUUUGUUAGUUUGAAGGGCUGCUAAUCUCUGUGAGAAUGGGAAGAGUUUUUAAAGCUGUGGAGGAAAUGGACCUUAGAGAGGGAAGCAAUGAAGAUUACCUACAUGCUGAUGUCAAAGCACCACGGAUGGCAGGGAUGCUCAUUAGAAUUUUCGCGUGGCUCAUGGAGACAAGGAUCAUUGGUCCGAUUGCAAUGUACAUACUGAAAAAGGGCAAUCUGCUUCACGAGCUAUUCACAUAUGGGCAUUACAAGGAGCCUCCUAUGUAUUUUCCAAAGUAUCCUGAUGAAGAGAUUAAUGAACAAGAAGUAGUUUGCAUCAAUCCAGUUUCUUCUCCACUGGAACGUGUUAAUCAAGCUUUAAGUUGCCUUCCUCGACAUUCCUUAGAUGACCAAAUAUCAGAUACAGUGCCAUUUUUCCGCCGCUGGACAAUUCGUGAUUUUUCAAAAGCAUAUGCAUCAGGGAGAAUUACCCCUAUGAUGGUGGCGGAACACUUUUUAUCUGCUGUUGAAGAUUCCUCAAAGCCUUAUUCUCAAAUGUCCAUUUUUAUUAAUUAUAAUUCUAAAGAUAUUUUGAAACAAGCUGCAGAGUCAACAUCUCGGUAUGAGAGAGGAGAACCACUUUCAAUCCUUGAUGGUGUGCCAAUCGCAGUGAAGGAUGAGAUAGAUUGUUUGCCCUAUCCUACUACAGGAGGUACAAAAUGGUUGCAUAAGUUUCGUAAAGCUACAGAUGAUGCCACUUGUGUUAAGCUUUUGCGAGCAUGCGGUGCAAUGCUUGUUGGAAAAACAAACAUGCAUGAACUUGGAAUGGGGACUAGCGGCAUCAAUCCUCACUAUGGAGCAACUAGAAAUCCAUACAAUAAUCAGAGGAUCUCUGGGGGUUCAUCUAGUGGAUCUGCUGCUGCAGUAUCUGCAGGGCUGUGUCCUGCUGCACUUGGUGUCGAUGGAGGAGGAUCGGUGCGCAUGCCUGCAUCAUUGUGUGGUGUAGUCGGGUUGAAACCCACAUUUGGACGUAUCUCGCAUUUUGGAGUACUUCCUCUCAACUGGACAGUGGGUAUGGUUGGGGUGUUGGCAGCAACAGUGGAGGAUGCACUGAUUGUCUAUACAGCAAUAUGUGGCCAUUUGCCAUCUGACCAAUUGGUUUCAUUGCCGCCUCAAGUAAACCUACCCCUGUUGCAAACAAACAAUUCUGUUGGGGAUCUCAAGCUUGCAAAAUACACAAAGUGGUUUAAUGAUUGUGAUGACAACAUAAGAAGUACGUGUCAUCAUGCUUUAGAUCUAUUGGCAGGGAAUUAUGGAUGUAAGAUCUUGGAGGUGACUUUGCCAGAGAUAGAGGAGAUGCGCCUUGCACAUUAUGUAACAAUCGGCUCUGAAUGCAACACGUCUAUUGGUUCUUCUUUUGAGAAAUUAGGUUUGGCAUCAUCAGGAUGGGAUGCAAGAUUUGCUUUUCGUGUAUAUCGUUCUUUCAGCAGUAAGGAAUUCCUUAAUGCCCAGCGUCUUAGAUAUCGACAAAUGUAUUAUCAUAUGGAGAUUUUCAAAAAUGCAAAUGUCAUUGUUACACCCACAACUGCGGUAACUGCAUAUCCUAUUCAACAAGAUGCACUGAAAUAUGGAGAGCUUGAUUAUAUAAAUGGUGCUGCACUUAUGAGGUAUCAGGUGGCAGGGAAUUUUCUUGGGCUGCCAGUUAUUACCGUUCCGGUUGGCUAUGAUAAGUUGGGAAUGCCAAUUGGCCUUCAAUUUAUUGGUCGUCCUUGGUCUGAAGCAACACUGCUACGUUUGGCAUUUGCAACAGAGGUUUUGCUUUCACAAAAUUAUAAGAUGCCAAAGACAUUCUACAACAUUCUUGAUUGAUAUUUAAAGCUCCCAUUUCAAUUGUUGUUUUGGUCUCCAUAUUAUUAACUGUACCCUUGAUCUCCAUAUCAUUGCUGUUGUAAUUUUAUUUCUUGAAGCCUCGCUUCAAGGUACUUUCGGUAUGUCAUUGAAUAUAGUUUAAGGAACUUGGUAAGUUACUAGUAGUAUAAUAUCUUGUAAGAAUGAUAGGAAUCCAAUUUAUUCAAUAACAAAGAGAUGUUAAACAUAAUUUUCUCAUUAAAUUGAACCAAAAAAAUAGAAAACAUUUAUUGUUCAAA
Cryptomeria japonica (Japanese cedar) is the source of this 2585-nucleotide messenger RNA. Its product is annotated as fatty acid amide hydrolase. NCBI's taxonomy places the organism in Eukaryota, Viridiplantae, Streptophyta, Pinopsida, Cupressales, Cupressaceae. The coding region runs from base 496 to 2307 and encodes 603 amino acids. The transcript is spliced from 21 exons. Gene Ontology annotation, molecular function: catalytic activity. The record is from RefSeq and is a predicted model, not a curated record.